This is a messenger RNA of Pecten maximus, 2430 nucleotides long. RefSeq lists its product as uncharacterized. Gene Ontology annotation, molecular function: oxidoreductase activity. The record is from RefSeq and is a predicted model, not a curated record. NCBI's taxonomy places the organism in Eukaryota, Metazoa, Mollusca, Bivalvia, Pectinida, Pectinidae. The transcript has 4 exons. Bases 19 to 2307 code for a protein of 762 amino acids.
UCGAACCCGGUCGAAAUCAUGGCGGAAACACGUUAUGUAGCAGGUUUGAUUUCAACUUGUUUGCUAACGUGUCUUUACGCCAUUACCGGUGUGAUAGGAUUAGUAGAGGAGAUUCCAAUGCCUUCAGAGUUAGAGGAAUGUUAUAAGUUCCGAACCCAGAACAUCAGCAUCACUGACUUUGUUUCAGAGGAUAUCAACAUGUUCUGUAUAACACAGUUCCUCUAUUCCACAACACAUCUUCGUCCUCAGUAUAAAGUUGCCAACGAAUCUAUACUAUAUGCGCAGGAGCUCAUGCGUCAGGUAUUUGGAGAAAGUUACGGGCAAAACAAUGCAAGAAGACGCCACAAGCGGCAGAUUAGAUUAUUUCCUGCAGCAGGACGACAGAUAAUCAGGCAACCAUUUGAAGCUAGAGUGGGACCCGAUUUUAUACCCGGAUUAGGACGGAUUCAAGGAUUAGGACAGAUACCAGGACAAGGACGGAUUCCAGGAUUAGGACAGAUACCAGGACAAGGACGCAUUCCAGGAUUAGGACAGGUACCAGGACAAGGACGCAUUCCAGGAUUAGGACAGGUACCAGGACAAGGACGGAUUCCAGGAUUAGGACAGAUACCGGGACAAGGACCGCCGAUCCUCCCACGUCGCCCUGGAAGAAGAUGGGUCCGACGGGAGGUUAGAUCUCUAAGCCGGAGGGAAUGGGUCGAAUUCGUUAACCGGAUAAAUCAGCUGAAAAGAACACCGGUGGGCCAGUCAAAUCGUUAUGACGCGCUGGCCGAUAUCCACGGAUUAGUUGUUAGAUCUGCUCACAACGGUCCAAACUUUCCUGGAUGGCACCGAAUGUACCUAGCAAUGUUUGAGCAGGCUAUCGGCGUGGCGAUUCCGUAUUGGGAUUGUCGUCUUGACUUUUACAUGCGCAGACCAGCCGAAUCAAUACUCUGGACGGAUGCUUACUUUGGAUCCGGAUUUGGUGCAGUCAGAUCAGGACCGUUUGCAAACUGGAUAACAUCAAGGGGCACCCCUCUGAUUCGUAACGUUGGCAGUUCCGGUUCAUUGAUUACCGACCAGAUGAUUGGCAAUGUUCUAUCCCGAAUUGACAUCAAUGCCAUCACGGAGCCAAGCGCAGGACCCUUUACACUUGAACGUAUUCACAACGCACCUCAUGUAUAUGUCGACGGUCAUAUGUCUGCCCCAUUGACAGCUUCAUACGAUCCGAUAUUCUUCCUUCUUCAUGCAUUUAUCGAUUUCAUUUGGAGUCUUUAUCGACAGAGGCAAAGGUUGGCUGGGAUCAACCCUGCAACAUCAUACCCACAGUCACAAGAUCGUAAUCAGGCCCCAGGGGCCCGUAUGGUUCCGUUUAAUUAUCGUUGCAUUGAUGGUUAUUCAGAAUUCCUUGAGAGAAGAGUGAUAUAUGCCCGUCCACCAAGUUGUCCUUACUGUGGCAGAAACGCACAAUGUAGACGGGGAAGAUGUGUAUCAGUCGGAGGAGGAGUUUCAAGGAUACCAAGAAGACCAGGGAUUUUCGGAUCUGUUUUUAGUUCCUCUGCUUCAGGCAACGCUGAUACCUCGUCAUUUGGCCCGAAGUUCCAAUCAGAUUUCAACGACCCAAGAAACAAUCGCGCAAAACGCGACGCCAGAGCAGUUCGCGAUGAACAUGCUUCGUAUAACGACAUUGACACAUCUCAAAUUAACGUACCGUAUCAGAAUACAUUUGAACUAAAUGGAAAAAGUAGCAUUGAUCUUUGGGCAUUCGUACCGGUGAAGAUAAUUUUUGAGAGACCUCCAGAAUUACAAUUUAAAGCAUAUCCUAUUCAGAAUGGUAACAUCUCAAGAGAGCAUGACAUGUUUACACCAUCUACAGAUCAAAGACUCAAACAAAAACAGCAGGCAACGUACAAGGAUUGUCAAGUUUCCGGUUCCGGCGCUGCCAAGGUUUAUGUCCAGACUGAUGGUAUUGACUAUUCCGGAAGGUACAAAGACUAUGCCGUAGUGGAUGAGCGACUACCAGUGUCGUCUUCCAUAACGUAUGUCGGUGUCAAAAAUCCUACAGAUGGCGCUGCCCAGUUGUAUAUGAGUGCUUAUGACUCAUGUGGUCGAGUCUGUCGUCCUAAGUGUCUCACCGAUAAGGGAUACAAACCGUGCUCUGGCGCCUUACGUGUGACGUCAUCCUUUCCUAAGAUGUAUGGCAUAACCUAUGAAGAUGCAAUAAAAAGAAAUUGGAUGAAAAAUGGAAAAAUAUUACCUGAACUACACUCAGUAGAAACUCCAGUCGUUUUCAGUUGUGAAGUUCAAACGACAUGGUCAUGGAGCUAAUUUGAUGCUCUAUACUUUGUAUAAUAUAUUUCAGGAAUUGAUUAUUGCAUUUUGUUUUGUCAGACAUCCGGACAUCUGUUUUAAUCUGUUUUUGUGAAAUAAUAAAAUACUGACGAGAAAACA